Harmonia axyridis is the source of this 493-nucleotide messenger RNA. Its product is annotated as cuticle protein 16.8-like. The coding region runs from base 121 to 414 and encodes 97 amino acids. Lineage: Eukaryota; Metazoa; Arthropoda; Insecta; Coleoptera; Coccinellidae. The record is from RefSeq and is a predicted model, not a curated record. The transcript is spliced from 2 exons.
AGGAUCGCAAGAGGUGGGAUAUCUCACGAAUAUAUAUACUCCGGGGAUUCUAGGUAGGAUCAACCACAAAUUCAAACGUUCUCAAUCGAUUUGAAUCGACAUCCCAAAAUACAACCCAAAAUGUUCAAAUUCGCCGUUGUUGCCCUCAUCGCUUGCGUUGCUUUCGCUAAUGCUGGAGUGAUCACACCACUUGUGAGCACCCACACCGUAUCCAGCCAUGGAUCAAUCCAAUCUCACCCAUCUCCAGUUGUCCACUCUGUUCACGCUGUUCACACUGUCCCUGUUGUAAAAUCUGUUGUGCCAGUUGUACACGCUGUACAUGCUGCUCCAGUUGUACACUCUGUACACGCUGUACCAGUUGUCAGAACCGCCGCUGUAGUCCACCACGCUCCAGUCAUUGCUGUCCAUCAUUAGAACUCAAUGUACGCUGUGAUUAUAGAAUAAGUCUUCAUGUGUAUUAUAUUUAAAGCUUUGAAUAUAAAAAAAAAUAUUA